AUGCUCGCGCUGUUUUCCCUUCUGCUCGCCGGCGUGCGCGCGCGAGCGCUCGCGGACGGCUUUGAGGAGAAGCUGGAGUACAAGCAGUUCAGACUGCAGCUGAGGGAGAUCGCCACGCCCCAGUCGCAGGCGAACAAUGGCACCAACUUCGGCGACAUCCAAUGGUUCAACAACGAGGUUCAGGACUUUAACACCGGAGAGCGCCUGGGGUUCGACCAGGGGAUCGCCACCUAUACCCAGAGUCUCAACCCCAAGACAGGCAGCUAUAAGCUGGAGACCGAGUUCUCCUUCAUCUUAAAGAAGGGCUCCUUUACCGUCACUGGCCUCUACGAGAACACGCCGACCGAUCUGGCCGUCGUGGGCGGCACCGGCAUCUACACGGGCGCAACCGGCGUCGCACGUCAGAGCACCCUGACCGACAACGGCAAUGGUUUCGCCACAUACGGCUACAACGUCGAGUUCUUUGCACUCCCCGGGAUCCGUCUAGAGGCGCUCAAGGCCAAGCACUAG
Molecule: messenger RNA, 510 nt
Organism: Klebsormidium nitens
Lineage: Eukaryota; Viridiplantae; Streptophyta; Klebsormidiophyceae; Klebsormidiales; Klebsormidiaceae
Source: the annotation of a GenBank genome assembly